This is a messenger RNA of Nyctereutes procyonoides (raccoon dog), 1872 nucleotides long. Its product is annotated as peptidyl-prolyl cis-trans isomerase NIMA-interacting 4-like. The record is from RefSeq and is a predicted model, not a curated record. Bases 1351 to 1746 code for a protein of 131 amino acids. Gene Ontology annotation, biological process: rRNA processing. The transcript has a single exon. Lineage: Eukaryota; Metazoa; Chordata; Mammalia; Carnivora; Canidae. Gene Ontology annotation, molecular function: peptidyl-prolyl cis-trans isomerase activity; DNA binding.
GGGAGAAGCAGGCUCCACGUGGGGAGCCCGAUGUGGGACUUGAUCCUGGGUCUCCAGGAUCAAGCCCUGGGCCAAAGGCAGAUGCUCAACCACUGAGCCACCCAGGCAUCCCUCAGCAUCCAUCUUAGAUAUCAGUUGCCUUAUUCGCCAAAUGAAUCCAUGUAUUUUUUGUUAGAAUACCUGUCACCAUCCUUGAAAUGUUGAUUCUGUUUUCAAAAGUCCUAGGUAUUCCUCAUUUCAUCUUUCACCUUUCACCUUUCAGGUAUGUGGUUCCUGUGUGGUAAUCUGCUAGGCUCACCCCUUAUCAGCUUUCCCUACCAUAUUCUGACAGUGGUCCAUCAAAAAUAAACUCAAGGUGUCACCACUAUAUUUUAUACUGGUUUAAUGAUUCUAAAAGCCCUAGAUCACUGCUUCUUAAACUUAGGCCCACAGAGGUAGUAUUCAUGAGUAUGUGGGAAAUCUUUUACAAGUAUUUGCUAACUUUUGUUGAUAGAACUUAAAAAAAAUCUAAUAGAAACACAUUCUGGAUCUUCUUGAUGACCAUCUCACAAUAGGGUAUGAACAUAUGAUUUUGUGCUUGUGUGUGCCUUUUAAAAAUUAUCUUUUAAUGCAGUGUUUCUCUAAGUGGGCUAAUACAAUGUAUUCUUGGGAAGCUAUGAAUUUUUUUAAACACUAGUCUAGACCAAGUUUUCAAAGUUUACUGAAGAACAACUAAUACGGUGGUAAAGAUUAUCUAAGAGUCAAAAUGCAUAUAUUAUUAUCCAGCAUUUCUUCAUCUACAGGGUAGGUCUUUGUUAUAAAAGUCUUAAUAUAUGCUUUAUUGAAGCAAUACUGACUAUACACAUUUUUGGUUUGUUUUAAAAGAUAGAUCUGGGGCUGUUGGGAGUAGGGAAGACAGACAACUUAUUUUAAACCUUGUAGGUUUUAGUGAGGAGUCAGGUGAAAGUUCAUAUGAACCUUUGGAGCUACUAUGAGGACAAAUCUUUCAAUCCUUCAAAGUUGACAUUAUUCGUCCAGGACUAUACACACCCUAUGAGGUAACUCUCACAGUUAAAGGCAAACUAAUGAAUAGGCUACAAAACUAUGGGGGCACAAAGGGGUGAAGAUGGGAGGUGAGGUCAGGAGUGAAGGGUGAGGAGAUGAAGAAUGAGGAACAAAUGUAUGAAAAUGAAGACUCAUUUAAGGGGUGCCUGGCUGGCUCAGUUGGUAGAGUGUGUGACUCUUGAUCUUGAGGUUAUAGGUUUGAGCCCCAUGUUGGGCUGAGAGGCUACUUAAAAAGAAAACAAAAUCUUUAAAAGACCCAUUUAGCGGCGAAGGAAGCCAUUGAGGGUUUGGUCGCAGUUUUUGAAGAUGCCGCGCAAGGGAAAGAGCGGUUCCAGGAAAGGGGGGAAAGGGGGAGCCGCCUCUGGGAGUGACAGUUCUGACAAGAAGGCCCAGGGUCCCAAAGGUGGUGGUAAUACAAUAAAGGUUAGACACAUUCUGUGUGAAAAACAUGGGAAAAUCAUGGAAGCCAUGGAAAAGUUAAAGUCUGGAAUGAGAUUCAAUGAAGUAGACACACAGUAUAGUGAAGAUAAAGCCAGGCAAGGGGGCGACUUGGGUUGGAUGACCAGAGGUUCCAUGGUGGGACCAUUUCAAGAAGCAGCAUUUGCCUUACCUGUAAGUGGGCCGGAUAAGCCUGUGUUUACCGACCCUCCAAUUAGGACAAAAUUUGGAUAUCAUAUUAUUACGGUUGAAGGGAGAAAAUAAAAUGGUAUGAAAGACGGAAAAAAAAUAAAAUAAAAGACCCAUUUAAAUUUGUGAUACUCAACCUAAAGAGUUGUAACUGGAAUUUCAGUAUUAGUCCUUCAGCAAACUAAAAAAUUUUAACUCCUG